Messenger RNA from Fusarium coffeatum, 2124 nucleotides. RefSeq lists its product as uncharacterized. The transcript is spliced from 8 exons. Gene Ontology annotation, molecular function: DNA-binding transcription factor activity, RNA polymerase II-specific; DNA binding; zinc ion binding. Bases 1 to 2124 code for a protein of 707 amino acids. Gene Ontology annotation, biological process: regulation of DNA-templated transcription; DNA-templated transcription. Lineage: Eukaryota; Fungi; Ascomycota; Sordariomycetes; Hypocreales; Nectriaceae. The record is from RefSeq and is a predicted model, not a curated record.
AUGGAUGAAGCCGAACGACUUAACGUGCGAUCAACUCGAGCUCGAGCUCGUAAAAGAGAAAAGAUCUCCAAUGCCAAGGCUCGAUGCUCCGGUAGACACCCCUGUGAGAGAUGUAUCAGACGUAAAGAGACGUGUACCUUUGAAGAGAAAGAGAAAAAGGCUGCUGUUUCUGUGCAGUAUCUUGACCAAUUGCACGCUCGUAUCGAGUCACUUGAGGCUCAACUGCUAUCUUCUAAAGGCGCUGACGCUGAUACUGGGGCCCAUGUUGCUACACCCAGCCCAAGGGGACAAACUUCGCGUCUUGCGUCCAGCGUUGCAUCUCAAAGUCCUUUGGAUGAAGAUGGGAACGCACCGCUUGUAAACAUCCCGAACAGUCGGCCGGAGAGGCCAGAGUCAGAAACUCUCACAAAUACCCUGGUAACUUCGGAACCCCAAAUCAAAGUCCAUCGAUACGGCCAUGCAGCCUACCUUGGGCAUAGCUCAACACUCAGUUUUAGCCGCAAUGUCCGCAAUCUUCUACAACAACUGUCUCCUAACACAGAUCCGGGUAGCGUCUCUACAGAGAGGCAGGACAUCUCGUACAAAAGAACCCUGCCACCUAUAGCUUUGGAUUUGUCAACUAUUCCACUGCCUAAACUCCCAUACGCCGAGUACCUGACCAAUACUGUAUUAGUGCACAUGGGCUCUCUUUACUCUAUAUUCGACUCGGAAAUAUUUCUUCAAAGACUGAGAAGCUUUUAUGAUGAGCGUGAUAGAGGCCUGGUGGAUAAAGCGAGUCUCUGGCACAUUCAAAUGCUACUGGUGUUGGCAUUUGGCAAGUCGAUUCAGUCGAGAGAACAUUCCGAGAUGGGACCUUCUGGUAUGUCCUACUUUACAUGUGCUAUCGAGGCCAUGCCAGAUAUACGAAGACUCUAUGAGGAUCCUUUGCUAUCUAUCGAGAUAUUGUGUUUGGCGGCCUUGUUCAUGCACGCUGCUGAUCUUUUACAAGAAGCCUAUGUAACAAUAGGGCAGGCGUUACGGAUAUCUGUUACCAAAGUCUUAAACAAGCAGUUCCCAGAAGCAAUGAGAUCAACGAACUUCGAGUACCAAAGACGUCUUUGGUGGACAGUGUACUGCAUCGACAGGAAGUGCGCCGCUAUGCUGGGUAGUCCAUCGGUUAUGAGGGAAGAUGACGUCUCCAUUCCUUUCCCAGAGCUAAAUCCUGGGGACGAAUCGCAGAAUGCGUUCGCAAUCCAUGCCAUUCUGUCUUCACAUUUAGGCAAGAUCCUCGAUGUCAUUUAUGGUGUACAUGAGCAGCAGAAGAAUUUUCUCGUGGAGGUCAAAGCCAUUCUCUCACGGCUUGCUGAGACUUAUGUUGUCCUGCGUGAACAUCUACCCCUUGAUGUCCAGCAGCCAGGCCAGCCUCUCUCUCGCGAGUCUGCCACUUUGCAUCUUCUCAUGCAUCAGUGUGUCGUGUUGACCGUUCGGCCGGUUCUGUUCUCGCUUCUGAAUCCUUUAUUGGCUCCAGAUGUUUCAAAGACCAACACUCGCCUGUCAUCAUCUCCGUUCGAAUCAAUGUUGAAGAUGUGUAUUGAGUCUGCGGUGCAGAUUCUCAAAAUCAUGGCAAUUCUGAGACAGCAGAUGAUGUGCGACAUAUUUCUGCCAUACGACAUUGAUGCUCUAUUCUCAGCUGCUUUUGCAUUAAUUCUGAUUGACAUUCUUAGACCAGCAAACGAGUUGCUCUGGGACUUGCCGGAAGUGAUGAACUUGCUCGGCGAAUUUGUCUCUCGGCGCGUGGCCCCGGCACAGGCUUAUCGAUCUGACCUUGUUCAGAUUUUGGAACUGCACACCAAGAUCAGAGGUAACAAUAACAGCCAAAGUCUUGAUACCAGAAGCGUCUUCAACAUCAACCUUGUUCCAGGUUUGGCUGAGUACGCAAUUACCCAUCCAGGCCAAACAGGCAUAUCGCCAGAUCCAAUAUGGUCAAAUAUUCGUGACGGAAACGAAACCUUUGAUCCUGCUCAUCCUGGCGCGAUUUUGUCAGCGAUUGAUGAUCUAGACGUUGAAGGAGUCAACAUGUUGGAUACUGUCAUGCUUGACAACGGAUGGAUGUGGGAUUUAGAUGAUAUGCCAGUAAUACUAUAG